Molecule: messenger RNA, 369 nt
Organism: Aspergillus aculeatus ATCC 16872
Lineage: Eukaryota; Fungi; Ascomycota; Eurotiomycetes; Eurotiales; Aspergillaceae
Exons: 3
Coding region: 1-369 (122 amino acids)
Source: RefSeq, a predicted model, not a curated record
AUGAAGCUUACCCCAUACCUCCUCGCCGCCCUCCUCCCCGCCACCAUCCUCGCCGCCCCGGAAGCAGAACCCGACCCCGUUGCGGACCCCGAGCCCGAGCCCGAGAUCGAAGCCCGCCAGGCCACCACAGGUCCAGUCUCCUGCUCUAUCUUCGGGACCAUCGUCAGCAAGAAGCUCCCCGCGCCCUGUGCGGUCAACGGGCCUACCUUCGCCAAGAACACCAGGGUCACCUUCACGUGUCAGAUCCUGACCGACGAGACCUGGAUAAGAGUCGGACAAUUCGGGGCUGGAAGCUCUUGGGUCCGACGGAAUGACCCCGCUGUGCAGCCGUGCUCUGGAUUCGCAUCUGUCAAAUUGCCCAAGUGUUAG